UGUGGCAACAGGGUUGGUCAGGAGGUGGUUUUAAGGCGGAGCUUAAAGAAGGGUUAAUUAGUGGCACAGGUGUUAAUUAACUGUCGGUGUGCAGCUGGAGUUUCAGUGCGUGAAGGUAGCUACAGUUUCCACGAGAAUCAUGGCUCGAACUGGGUUUUGUGAUUCCAGGCAACUGUUGGACCUCCAUAUGACUGAGGAAAAACUGCCCCUGAGGACGUGGGCAAACAACUGUGUUCUGAAGGAGCGCAGAGUGUUUGAAGGCGAGGAGGUGCGACCAGGGCACAAACAUGCACAAGAGAAUCGAUGGGUUCGAAGGCUUCCUAUUUCUGCAGAGGAUGGGAUCAUAAUGGACUAUGCUCAACAAGAUGAGUCAGCGUCAACAGACAUUUUCCACCUACCCAGUGUGUGUUGUCUGCUAGAUGUCUAUGAAGAAGAGGCUUUGCUGAAGUAUCUUCACCGGUUGCCCUGUCCACCUAGUCUGCGAGAACUUAUGCCUGGUCUUCUGUGCAGAGAGGUGGAGGUGGCCAUCAGUAAGCUGGGGCUUCUCUAUGACAAAACCUACGCUUGGGACAUCUUCACAGACAUGAUGAGAAGUCAGCUGCUUUGCACUCUCCCAAACACUGACCUGCCCAUGCCUUUCACUAACACUACAAGAGCCAUCCUGGUGGAUUGGCUAAUUCAAGUCCAUGAAGUGUUUCAGUUUUCUGAGGAAACGCUCUAUCUAGCAGUUCACCUGUUGAAUCGAGCGCUCCGGCUUAUUAAAGUCUCCAUCACUGGCCUGCAGUUGCUCGGUGUGGUUUGCCUCUUCCUGGCUGCUAAGAAAGAGGAGUGUCUUUUACCAGAGGUGUCCGAGUUGUGCUAUCUGAUGGAGAACGCUUACAGUAAGAAACAGCUGUUACGGAUGGAGAGGAGAGUUUUAAUAGGACUCAAGUUUGAUCUCUAUUACUGCCCUCCACUUCACUUUCUUCUCAUCUCUGCUUCUAUAGCACGCUGCAGUGACAAGGUGGUUUGGAUGGCACGGUAUCUGUUGGAGCUCUCUCUUCUGGAGGGACAGUGUGUGGUUUAUCUGCCUGCUCAGCUGGCAGGUGCUGCCCUCCGUCUGGCCCGCAGGGUCCUGCAGGAAACUUUGUCUCCUGAGGGAGAGACUGCCUGGUGUAUUGCCGCCAGUAUCCAUAUAGGCAGUGAAGCCAUUCUCUUCAGUAUAAUGCAGAUCAUGGCCAUGUCAGCAGCCAGAGCACAUGGGUGUGAGACCCGUGCCACCUUCAUCAAGUUUUCUACCAUACAAACCCUCCACGUCAGUAUGCACCCAGCCCUCAAGACCACAUCUGGCCUACUAGGACUGCCGUGCACCCAGACGUGAAGCCCCAACAGAACCACAAAGAGGACAGAAUGAACAAAAGAUGUUUCAGGAUGGGGUACACAAGCACUGCUUGUCUGAUGAGAGCAAGAAAUGUGACCAGUCAGGAGUACGGUGUUGUACUAAUGUCUGUGAAAUUUAAAGAACACUUCCUUGAAACUGCUUAUUGGACUGAAUUGUUACCUUUUUAUAGCAAUCUUGUCACUUAAUGUAAAAAAAAAAAAGAAUUUUGUAUUUAUGUCUUUGUAUCUUUUAAGUGUUUAUCAAUGCUUUUGGUGAAAACUUUAUAUAUUGGAAAAGGUGUUAUGGUGUCUUAUGGAAUUAAAGCACAUUGAGACGCGU
Messenger RNA from Triplophysa rosa, 1699 nucleotides. RefSeq names its product cyclin P (gene ccnp). The record is from RefSeq and is a predicted model, not a curated record. Gene Ontology annotation, molecular function: cyclin-dependent protein serine/threonine kinase regulator activity. Lineage: Eukaryota; Metazoa; Chordata; Actinopteri; Cypriniformes; Nemacheilidae. Gene Ontology annotation, cellular component: centrosome; cyclin-dependent protein kinase holoenzyme complex; nucleus. The transcript is spliced from 9 exons. Bases 140 to 1360 code for a protein of 406 amino acids. Gene Ontology annotation, biological process: mitotic cell cycle phase transition; regulation of cyclin-dependent protein serine/threonine kinase activity.